AUUCGAUGAGGCCCAGGCCCAACACCUCUGUAUCAGCAGAUUCAGCCCCAAAAGGCCUUGGAGCCCAAAUCCAGCGAUAUUAAAGUAGAAACGCAGUGUUGGGGCUUCAAUGCUGUUCGGAGUCGGUCAAGCAAGGAAGAUAUGGGUGAGAGGGUAGUGGAGUGGUCGGGUCUUCCAAAGGAACUUCUGGAAACGAUCGGCGAAAGCCUCGACAGCCGUCUCGAUGUUCUCCGAUCUCGCAGCGUCUGUAGCUCCUGGCGUUCCUCUAUCCCUCCCUUUCACGUUCGCUCUCCUCGCUUCCCUCUCAGAUUCCCUCCACCCUAUAUUGCGCCGCCAGUUUAUCUCUGCGAAAGCACUCUCUAUCUUCUUCAACCGCUAAAUCCUUUUCCAACUUCUACUUCUUCUUCUUGCAAUAAGGGCUGGUUGAUCAAGGUCGAAGACUCAAAUUCAGGCAAAUUGCGUCUUUUAGAUCCGCUCUCCCACCGCUAUGUCGGGUACUUUCCUCUUGAUUACGCGAAGACGUUGAACUUGGCGAGCUUCCGGAUCACCGAAUUAAGCAAAGCGUAUACGCUUAGAGAUGAAAUUGUCAUCGGACCCACAUCAAACAACGAAAGAAAAUGUGUUCCCAGUUACCGAUUUGCUUGUGGCGUGAAAAAAGCAUUGAUGAUCCCAAAUUCGGCACGGACAAGUGCAGACGGUUGUGUGGUUUUCGCCAUCUUUCACAUCGGGAAAUUGGCUUUCGCAAAAUUUGGGGAUGAGGAAUGGACCACUGUGGAUGAUUGGAUUCCUUUUCUUUAUAAUGAUAUUUCUGUUUACAAUGGCCAACUCCAUGUUGUUGAUAGAUCAGGAAUAGUUUCACGGAUCGAAUAUCCACCGUCGAAUUUGGUACAGUGUUCGCAUCCGCUAACUUGUUCGGCUUCGGGUAGCCAGAAGCAUUUGGUGGAGUCGUGUGGAUCUCUUUAUCUUGUUGAUAGAUUCGAAUACGAUGGUCGACUGCGUUAUUGUUUCAAAGUGUAUAAGCUGGAUGCACAGCUAGGCCAAUGGUAUUCGGUGAAAAGCUUGGGUGAUCGAGCGUUUGUCUUGGGAACUGUUUCUUCUUUCUCUGUUUCUGCUCAAGAAAUUUUUGGAUAUAAAGGGAAUUGCAUUUACUUCACCGAUGAACACCGAAGUCAAAGUUGUGUUUUCAAUUUGAAGGAUCGCAGCAUUGGCCGUUUGACAUUUUUCACGGAUCAUUCUCAUCCAUUCUGUCCUCCCCCAACUUGGCUUAGCCCUAUCAAUCCAUCUUCUUCAUCUUGCUGAAUGCCACCAUCUUCGCAGGCUAGAGAGGCAACAGAUGUAUUAAUUGCUGGGGCUGUCUGUAAAACAUGGUCAAAGAAAGAUACCAAACGCCAAUGAGAUGCAUUCAUUGAGUCAGUAACCAAAGAAAAUGCUUAGAUCAUUAUAUCUAUGGUUUUUUUUUUGUAAGCUUUUGGAGUUUUGUAAAUGGGUUCCCGAGUCCCAUGCCCUUUGAAUGAAAUUUGAAAAUGUAUUUUGCUUUUAUCAUGGGUGUACUUUAAACUUCAACUUUCAUUCCGGCGGGGGUUUAACUAAGAAAUUG
This is a messenger RNA of Corylus avellana, 1597 nucleotides long. Its product is annotated as F-box protein At2g17036. Lineage: Eukaryota; Viridiplantae; Streptophyta; Magnoliopsida; Fagales; Betulaceae. The record is from RefSeq and is a predicted model, not a curated record.